Molecule: messenger RNA, 1408 nt
Organism: Medicago truncatula (barrel medic)
Lineage: Eukaryota; Viridiplantae; Streptophyta; Magnoliopsida; Fabales; Fabaceae
Product: probable inactive shikimate kinase like 2, chloroplastic
Exons: 8
Coding region: 78-1211 (377 amino acids)
Cellular component (GO): cytosol
Source: RefSeq, a predicted model, not a curated record
CAAAGUUAUGGGAUAUUGUAAUUGUGAUGCGAUGAUAUUAUCUCUCUCUCUAUCUAUCUUCUAUCUCUAUUGGUGAAAUGGCAGCUACGACCACCACUCCCGCUGCUCUCAGGUUUCUUCCUCCAAAUCCCACAACCAGAAAAACAUUCAACUUCUUCUCAAUUCUAAAACCAAAUUUCAACUCACUUCGUUCAUUCUCUCAUUCAUCAUUAUUUUCUCUAUCUCACAAAUACCCUCUUUCUCCCUGCAAAUGCUCCUUCACUGCCCCCGUUUCCACUACAACUUACGAGUUUUCUGAUAAUGCUUCAGAGAUGGAGUUAAGAUUAAAUAUAGGAAGCAUGGAUGUAAGAAGCACAAAAGACAUAUCGGUUGAUGCAAACGAUACAUCUUUAACUAUCAGAGUGUUGCAGUCAGGAUCUCCAAUUACGUUGAUAGACACCAAUCCUCUUUUUGACAGGAUUAAACCCUCAGAAACAAUAUGGUAUAUAGAUGAUGAUGAUCUUGUGGUGAAUUUCAAGAAAAAUGAUCCUGAGUUGAAAUGGCCUGACAUCAUGGAAUCAUGGGAAUCACUUGCUGCUGGAUCAUCACAGCUUUUGAAAGGAACAUCCAUCUAUCUUGUUGGUGAUUCCACUGAAAUCAACCAGAAAGUGGCUGAAGAGCUUGCUACUGGUCUGGGGUACACGCCACUAAGUACAAAAGAGUUACUUGAAACUUAUUCAAACCAAACCGUGGAUUCAUGGCUGCUUGCUGAAGGUUCUGACUCAGUAGCCGAAGGCGAAGGCACUGUACUUGAAAGCAUAAGUAGUCAUGUAAGGGCAGCAGUUGCAACAUUAGGAGGUAAACAUGGUGCUGCUGGAAGAUCUGAUAAAUGGCGACAUCUCUAUGCAGGAUUUACUGUCUGGUUGUCACAGACUGAAGCAUCAGAUGAAGAUUCAGCAAGGGAGGAGACACACAGAAACGUCAAAGAUCGCAUAACUGCAUAUACGAAUGCAGAUGUGGUCGUGAAAUUACAGGGAUGGGAUCCUGCUUAUGCUAAAAGUGUGGCACAGGGAUGUUUGAGUGCCCUAAAACAGUUAAUCCUAUCAGACAAGAAACUUCCAGGUAAAAAAAGCCUAUACAUAAGAUUGGGAUGUCGUGGUGAUUGGCCAAACAUCAAACCCCCUGGUUGGGAUCCAUCAAGUGAAGGUGGUGAAACUCUUGGCACGCAAUAAUAAUGCUUGUAAUAUUAAUAACAAUGUGUAACAUCAAAUUUUUUCAGCAGCAGUUGGAGUUCUUGGUUGCAUUCACCCCUAUAAAACAAAAAACUCAGAAAAUCAAAAGUUGCAGAAAAUGAUAAACACUACAUUCCUACUCAAAAUCGAACACAAAGUCAAACUAAUCACAAAUAAUCAACAUGGUUACCGUAACA